AUGAUAACAUCAGAUUAUCAUCAGCAUCUACCUCCGUAUAGAUCAUUACUAAAUCCAAAUGCUAAGUAUGAUUAUCAAUUACAUUCAUUGAUCCCUGUCAAUGCUAAUGAUUAUAAUUAUACAAAACAAACCAUUAAACCUUUUAAGAUGAAAUAUAAGAGUUUACUUAAUGAUGUAAACAGAAAGAUUUCUAUCAAAUCAAUGAAGUUUUUUAUUAAAAUAGAUUUCAGAAACCUCCCUAUCGAAAUUCAGUAUUACGUGUUCAGUCUUCUUGAUAUGGAAUCAUUGAAAAAUUGCCUUUUAGUGAAUAAAGAUUUUUACAAGUUAAGUAAGAAAUUCCUAUACAGAGAUUUGAAGUUUGAUUCUAGUUUCAGACUUGGUCAGUUUAUUACCAUUUUGAGAAUCAAUUCCAAACUAGGAAAAUUAGUCAAGACAAUUGAUUUGUCGGACUUAAAGCCUUGUAAUUAUGAUGAAGAGAAUGAAGAAAGUAUUGAAAUCAAAGCUGGUUGGAGAGAUUGGAAGUUUUUGAAGAAUCCUUUAUAUACUAAUAAUCUUACAAGAAUUCAAAGUCAUUCUCCAAGUCAUUCUCCGAGUCAAGUUAGUGGUGAAGGUCAUAAUGGUACCACCAAUAAGAAGAGAAAAUUCUCUUUCUUGAAAAAAAGGAAAAAAGUUAUUCCACCUGUUGUUGUUAAUUAUCACCCCACUAUUAACAAAUUCUUGGUAAACUUCUCCAAUACCAAGGAUAUUCCUAUUGGGUAUUUACUCCAUUUGAUUAACUUAUGUCCUAAUUUGACAGAAAUUAAUUUGUCUAAUGUCAACUUAUCGACUGAUUAUGAAAUUAAUAGGAAUUUCCAUUUCAAAUUUCUGACUUUUGAUUGUAUUAACAAUUAUCCCGUUGAAAGUUUGAAUGUUCUUGGGGAAAUUGACGAUUCCUCUUCCAUUUAUAAUGUCAAGUUAUCUGAAAUUAGUGAUAAUUAUUCCAUCUAUUCAAAUAAUGAACCUAUUUGGAAAUAUCAUUCUUUACUUGAACCAAUCCCUGUAAAGUACAAUAAUGAUGGAAAAUUAUACUUGAGUGAUAUCAACUUGAAAUCCAUCAAUAACAAGUUCUUAACAAGAUUGAAAGAAGCUGAUAUCUUAAAAUUGAUUAUUAAGUAUCAUUAUAAUAAUGGAUUCUUCAAGUAUUUAGAUUUAUCUUCAAUGGUUUGGUUGAAUAAGGAUUUAGUUAAGAAGUUCUUGUCAAAUUUCUUACAUUUUCCAUUAUCUUCAAGGAAUACUGUCAUCAAUUUGAAGAACUCGGGGAUGAUCAAAGAUUUGGCUUGGGCUCAAUUAAUUGAUUUAUCAACUAGUGAAGGUAGAAAAUUAGCCAUUGAUAUCAUUAAUGGUGAGGUAAUCAGCUUCGAAGAAAGGUUGGUUUUGGAAGAUAGAGAGAGAAGAGGAAGAAUGGCUGAAAAUUAUCUUUAA
This is a messenger RNA of Yamadazyma jaroonii, 1461 nucleotides long. The record is from the annotation of a GenBank genome assembly. NCBI's taxonomy places the organism in Eukaryota, Fungi, Ascomycota, Pichiomycetes, Serinales, Debaryomycetaceae.